Messenger RNA from Maniola jurtina (meadow brown), 3336 nucleotides. RefSeq lists its product as uncharacterized. The coding region runs from base 1 to 3336 and encodes 1111 amino acids. Lineage: Eukaryota; Metazoa; Arthropoda; Insecta; Lepidoptera; Nymphalidae. The record is from RefSeq and is a predicted model, not a curated record. The transcript has a single exon.
AUGUCUAGUCCAAACGAAACUUCUGGACCUAAGGGUGAUCGCACACCUGCGGACCCUUCGGAUACAAAAUCACAAAGUCAAACUGCAGUCUCGCUUUGCUCGCUUAAUACUAGUAUACCAAUGCGCACAACCGUUUUGCUGGCAACUGCGUGCGUCCGCGUUUUAGACUCACGUGGGACAGAAAACACUCUCAAAUGUCUUAUUGACAAUGCAUCGCAACACAACUAUAUAACAAAUGAUUGUGUCAAACGCUUAAAUUUACAUAUAGAGAACCUGACACAUCCCGCGUCUGUGAACGGGUUUGGAGGUACCUCUAGCAAAAUUAAGGGUAUAAGUCGCAUAACAAUAUUUUCACGCUUUAAUAAUAAAUCAUAUUCGCUCACGCCGUUGAUUGUUGACAAAAUCACAGAUCACUUACCUACAUCGCCAGUAGAAAGGUCGCUGCUCAAUUAUUUAGAGAGCGUACCACUCGCAGACAAUACCUAUCACCUUCCAAGUAAGGUUGAUAUGAUUUUAGGCGCGCAAAUGUUUACGCAAAUUCUGCUAUCAGGCCGCGUUGCGGCUCCGCCUGGUAUGCCUCACGCUUUACAAACCACGCUUGGAUAUAUUUUAAUGGGCACAGCCCCGCUAACGCAAUCAGUUUCACCUUCGCAAACGCAAACGCUAUGUGCUAUUACUAAUGAACGCUUAGAUAAUUCUUUACGCAAUUUUUUUGAAUUGGAGGAUGUACCUUCCCCUAAGAGCAAUUUUCUUAGCAUGGAAGAACAAGAAUGCGAAGAUAUUUAUAAAAAUACGACAGAACGCGAUUCUCACGGUCGAUAUAUCGUAGCUUUGCCGUUUAAGUCCGACCCUAGUGUGUUGGGUAACGCUUCGCUAAACGCAGAAAAACGCUUUAAUUAUUUAGAACGCAAAUUAGAAAAAUCACCUUCUUUACGCGACGCUUAUAAUAACAUUAUUGAUGAAUAUCUGGAGAAAGACUACUUGAGUCCAGUAACGCAAACUCGCUCUGACGUACAAUACGUUAUUCCGCACCACGGCGUUCAACGCGACGAUAAAGUUUCUACUAAAGUCAGAAUCGUUCUGGAUGCUUCUGCUGUUGAAAAUGACACAAGCUUAAACUCGCUAUUACAUAAAGGUCCUAAUUUACAAUCGGAUUUAUUUAUGCUAUUACUAAAUUUUCGCUUAUUUAAAAUUGCUAUUUGUGCAGACAUCAAACAGAUGUAUUUACAAUUAAAAGUUCAUCCAGAAUUUUAUAAAUUUCAAAGAAUUUUUUAUCGCUUUUGCAAAGAUGAUCCUUUGCAAUUAUUUGAAUUUAAACGCGUAUGCUUUGGCCUCGCUUCAAGUCCCUUUCUUGCGCUUCGCACAUUAAAGCAGUUAGCUGAAGACGAAGGCAAAAAAUACCCUUUAGCUGCUGCCGUAAUAAAUGCAGGUCAAUUUUACAUGGAUGACGUCAUAUGUACAACGCACACCGUAGAAGACGCAAUUGAGUUGGCCGACCAAUUAUCGGAAAUGUUCGCAGCGGGUUGCUUCGAUUUAUUAAAAUGGUCGAGCAAUUCAUCGCAAUUUCUUGAACAUUAUCCUAAAGAACUUUUGCAUCCUUCGCUUGCUAUUAGCUUUGAACCCGAAUCUAGUCAGAAGGUUUUAGGGGUUAAGUGGAAACCUCAUAAAGAUUUGUUUACUUUUGACUUUGCACCUAAAGAAAUGAAAUGCACUAAACGCAACAUGUUGUCGGUCAUUGCUCAGUUAUUUGACGUUCUCGGAUUUGUAGCACCUGUAAUAUUAUUCGCAAAAUUACUAAUUAAAGAGCUUUGGCUUUUGAAAAUUGACUGGGACGAGGAGCCUCCCGCACAUAUUGCACAAACUUGGCUAAAAUUCCAAAGCGAGUUACACAUUUUAUCUCAAAUAUCGAUACCUAGACAUAUCGGUAUAACGCAAAACUGUGAAAUAAAUUUAAUUGCUUUCUCGGAUGCAAGUGAAAAGGCUUAUGGUGCAGUCUUAUAUAUUCACGCAAGCACACCAGACGGAAUCGUUGUUAGUCUACUCUGUGCCAAGUCCAAGGUUGCACCAAUUAAAACAGUAUCGCUUGCUCGCUUGGAACUAUGUGCAGCUUAUUUGCUUUCUAAGUUGGUACGCGCUGUGUUGACAAAUUAUUGUUCUCGCGUUACUAUUGCUCGCACAUACGCAUUCUCGGACUCGACAGUCGCUCUCAAUUGGAUAAAUUCCAGUCCGCAUAAACUAAAAACAUUCGUCGCUAAUCGGGUAUCGAAAAUUCAAAAUAAUUUAGCCACGGAAAACUUCUUUCACGUUUCUGGUAAAGAAAACCCAAGUGACUGUUUGUCUCGUGGUUUAAUUCCCGCUCAACUUGCUUCUCAUCCUUUAUGGUUUAACGGCCCAACUUGGAUGCGCGAAAGCUGUAAAGAUUGGCCCGUUAAGCAAUUCGCUCCAGAUUUAAACGAUUUACCUGAGACUAAAACAGUCGUAUUAAAUAAUGUCUUGCCAGAAAAGCCUCUUAUAUUGGCUAUCGCGGAACGCUCGUCCAAUUGGUCGAAAUUGCUACGCAUCUUUGUGUACAUUUUACGUUUUUCUAAACGCAUAAUUACUCGCGGAUUAAUAACCGCAGAGGACUUAAUUGCCGCUGAAUUGUUUAUCAUUCGCUCGCUUCAAGAAGUUUAUUUCGCUGAAUAUAUAGAAGCCUUAAACAAAGGUACGGCUUUACCGCGCGCUAUAAGAAAAUUACGCCCCAUAUUAGUAGACGGAAUUAUACGCGUUGGUGGACGUUUAUCUGCCUGCAAGGAUAUUUCGUUUGAUCAUAAACAUCCCAUUUUGCUUCCUAGCAAGGAUCAUAUUGUUAAUUUAAUUAUCGAAUACGUUCAUCGCAUUAGUUGUCACGCGGGACCGCAACUCACAUUAUGUUUAUUACGCAAAAAAUAUUGGAUCCUUUCCACACGGAGAAUCGUCCGCGCUCGCAUACUGAAUACAACAUUUCUCAAAUUUCUGCCAGCUGCAGACGUCACCAACGAAAAUUCUCGCUUACUCUCACGCUUCUCGCUUUUAGAUAAAUUAGUCCAAUCAUAUUGGAAACGCUGGCGAGAAGAAUAUUUACAAACGCUACAGGUUCGAGCAAAAUGGAAUACGGAAUCUCGACCAGUAAAAGUCGGUACAAUAGUUUUAAUCAAUCAGAAUUGCGCACCACUGCACUGGCCGUUAGGCAAAGUCGAGAAAGUCUUUCCAGGCCCAGAUGGCCAUAUUAGAGUCGCUUUAGUUAAAACAAAGAAUGGUACACUCGAACGACCUGUAGUGCGCUUAUGCCCACUUCCUGUUGAACUUAAUAAUUAA